Messenger RNA from Engraulis encrasicolus (European anchovy), 1878 nucleotides. RefSeq lists its product as uncharacterized. The transcript has 6 exons. Gene Ontology annotation, cellular component: nuclear membrane; nucleus. The record is from RefSeq and is a predicted model, not a curated record. Lineage: Eukaryota; Metazoa; Chordata; Actinopteri; Clupeiformes; Engraulidae. Gene Ontology annotation, biological process: proteasome localization; nuclear protein quality control by the ubiquitin-proteasome system. Bases 352 to 1122 code for a protein of 256 amino acids. Gene Ontology annotation, molecular function: proteasome binding.
AACGCGGGAUUCGUCUCAUUUCCCGGGAACAGAGCAUCGACAGACAGGCAAUGGUCAAAAGAAAUGUUUAUUUAUAUACCAUUGAAAACAUUAACGAGGUGCACUUUUUAAGUAAUACGUGGCUUGGAAUGCUAUAGUUUGCCUACUUACAAUAACAGUAGGCCUACUUUGGUGGAUUUAGGACUUGUCUGUCAUUGGGGUAGAAAACCACAGCUGUCUUUGCAAACGUCAGUCAGAUAAGUAACCUAGUGCUUUAUGAAUUAUCCACUUUAAUUGCCAAGAAACCACGCUGGAGAAGCUACAUAUUUGGAGGCAUUACGAGUAUACAAGUUACCCAGGGAUAAAGGCGCAAUGGAUAAUGUAUGCUUUGAGCGACGUGCCCUGGUCGAAAUCCCUGAACCACAGCCAAAAAUUGCAGGCCGCCUGCGCAGGUCCUACAUGGAUGUCCUGAGCACCCGCAUGAGCCCUCUACCAAACAGUGCCAUUUCCCUAUCUAGAAGAAGCAGGCCAUUGGUUUCAUGCUCUCGGAGGCCGUGGAUAGGCGAGAGCGACUCUCGAGGAGAGGAGGAGGAGGACGUGAAAUCUCCCACAACCAUCUCCAGUCAUCAGCUCGUUCAGCUUCUCAGCUCUCUCAUACUCCUCAAAGAGAAACAGAAGUGCACAGAUGACUCAUCAAAGCUGAAGCUGCUGCUCGAAGACCUUCUUCAGAAGAAAGCCAGUGUUUACAGGUCUAUCCCCUACUCACGCCUUGGGUCCAACAGGGAUGCCCACUGUUACAGGAAAGCCUACCCACAUCUCCUGGCUUUUAAGCGUUCGUGCCAGGAGGGUGGCCAGACCCUGGUGCGAACUGGGGACUGGGAGUCUGUGCUGGAGUUUGUGCUGGCAGGCUGGAGGUGUACCAGCGAGCUGCCCCAAUGGGACACGACUGGCCACAACGUGCUCCGCCAACACUGCUACUCCGCCUUGGCCAGGCACUGCAGCAUCGCGCUGCGGCACCAUCAGCCGCCGGCCAACAAGGCCCGAGAAAUACUGAGGAGAUUAAAAACGGCACGAGGUCACAAUCAUCAGAUGUCGUCGUGCGUGGAGGAGCUGAAGCAGCUACUCAAAGACCUGAAACAUUAAACGGGAGGUUCGAUAAUUAUCAAGCAGAAACGCUGAAAAGAUGGAUUCCCUCCGCCGAUUCAAACGGUGCCAUGGCAACUAGCUCGGCGAGAUUUUUUUUUUAAAAGGAGUGAGCAACAGGGUACCAUACACACAGAGCCUGUCACCUGUGUACUAGUUUAACACGGGGUACCAAAACAGUCUGUACUAGCAAACACAGGCUUCCAAAUGCACAACAGCCUGUCAACUUUGUGCUAGCGAACACAUGGUACCAAAACAGAGCCUGACCUAGCGAACACAGGCUUACAAACACAGAGCCUGUCACUUGUGUACACCCACCUGCUGUGAGAGGUGUGUGUGAGACGAUGGCGAGGUCAGCUUUGCGAAAUUGCCUAGUGGAAUUUAUAUGUAUUUUUUUUUGCAAACCAAACUUUUAUAAUGAAUUUUUCUAAGUCCUGAGGAUCACCCUCAAGCGCAAUGCAUUUAAUGAAUAUUAUAUUUUUUGUACAGCUUUUUUUUUUUUUUUUAAAUAAUAAUAAUAGUUGAUGUCAAAGAAUGUGAAAUGGCCCACAAGCCUCACUGUUACUUGAAAUGCAUGUGCUGUUGAGUUUGUGUGCUUUGUAAACUUGUUUGUAUUUAUAUGUAAAUGUGCUUUUUUGUCUUGUAUCGUCCUGUUUAAUGUCGCACUUUUAUGAAAAACAAAUGGAUUGGUUGUGUUCUACCUGGAAACUUGAAUUUGAAAUAAAAAAAUAAACUCUAAGUAUUGAAAUAAUUGAA